UCCUCUUUUCAUCUUCCUCAUCGCCACAGGAACUGGCACUCGUUCAUUUCAUCCCACCCACCCUCUGUCCUUCCUUCAAUCCCUCCAUCACGCUCCUUUCGUCCCUUUCCAUCGCAAGACGCUCUCUCAUUCUUCCACCAUGAGGGCCAUCGCGCUUCUCCUGUCAGCCACACUCGUAUCCCUCGCUCAAUCGCAAACCGGCUACUACACCCUCCAGGACUCCUUCCUCGGCGGUCCUACCUUUCUCGACAACUUCAAUUUCUGGACAAGCUGGGAUCCCACGUUCGGCUUUGUCCACUAUGUCGACCAAGCUUUCGCCGAGCAGUUCUCCAUGAUCACCACCACCGACUCCACCGUCGCAUGGGGUGUGGAUACCACUCAGAUCUUGGACCCCGACGCCAACCUCGGCCGCCUUAGCAUUCGUCUCUCCAGCAUCCAGCGAUACACACGUGGCUUAUUCGUCCUCGACUUGGCACACAUGCCAGUUGCAGCUUGUGGCUCCUGGCCUUCUUUCUGGACUUUGGGAGGAACAGGAGUCUGGCCGAGCAGCGGCGAAAUCGACAUCAUCGAGCUUGUGAAUCAAGUCCCAGACAAUCUCAUGUCGCUGCAUACCUUGCCCGGCUGUACAGUUGCGGCAGCCGACGAAACCGGCACACUUCUCUCUUCGAAUUGCGGCUUCGCUGGUGGUUUCGAGGGCUGCACCGUCCAGGCCACUUCCCCAUUCAACUCCGGCACCGAGUUCAACGCAGCCGGUGGCGGCGUGUAUGCUAUGGAAUGGACCUCAGCAGCAAUUCGAAUGUGGUUCUUCCCUCGUAACGCCAUUCCCGCGACCUUACUAUCGCCCUUCCCCGACGUCAGCGCCCUCGGCGUCCCCAUGGCAAACUUCGCCGGCAGCUGCAACAUCGACUCCUAUUUCUCCAAUCACAGCCUGAUGUUCGAUAUCGAUUUCUGUGGCUCGUGGGCUGGACCAACAUUUCAAGCAGAUGGCUGUCCACCUCUUGAUCCAACAAAUAGCUGGUCAUCUUGCAACGAGUUCGUCGCUCUGAAUCCCGGCGCCUUCACCGAGACAUACUGGGAGGUCAACUACCUCAACGUCUAUUCCCUCAUUCCCGGCACCGCUCCGACAUCCACCUCCAGCCUCUCGAGCGUUACACCCGCGGUCUCGACGAGCUCGGUCAGCUCGAUUUUGAGCAAUGCCAACGGACGUUCGACCACACCUACAAUGUCCCUUGCCGGCACAACGCCACACAUCACCACAGGCUCCUUCACUGCCACAAGCUCUGUGCUCAGCGUCUUGUCAUCGUUGUCCGCCAGCUCUGUAAGUGCCAGUCUUGCCAGCGCGCAGACGACGCCGACGACCAGCCUCGUGACCCCUUCACCGAUGGUAACUGGCCCGACGACUACUUCUGUGGCAGCAACUUCACCACCCUCCCCAGCAUCUAUGACAAGUUCGAUGUCAGUGACAUGCAACGGCGCCAUCUGCACCUACGUCUACACCUCCGUCGUCAUCGAGACAAUCACCGUCCAUGCAUUGCUGGAGCAGUCACCCGAUCUCGCCCAAGAUGUGGUCUUCAACUUCGACCGCUGGGGCAAUGAAGAUGAGCACACCAUGCCUACGCAUCUGGGAGCCAUGAAGAGAGCGGCCUCCACCACGGUCGAACUCUCCUCCUCCGCUUCCACCAACACGCCAGCUGCUUCUACUACACCAACUGGUGUGAGCGUGACAGCCUUUCCCGCCCUCAACACGCUGGUCACGCCGGACGUGUCGCCCGACCCCACCGGUCUGCCGAUUCCCAGCGUCUACAGCAGCUUGUUGAGCCGCGGGAGCAGCACGACGAGCGCUUAUACUGUGUCGUCGACUUCUCACUCGACUGGCGCGGAGACGCAUGCGGUCCCUGCACGAUUGCUCGUGGUGUCCUGCACUCUAUGCACGCUCGUGAUCAUUGGCUUUGGGCAGGUGGUUUGAAGAAGGGGAAUUGAUGUGGACAGAUGUGAUAAUGUCUAAUGGUUGACGGGGAGAGAGGAAUAUGACGCGUCGCAUGGGAUAUGAUUGUACUGUAGUGUACAACGUACCAUGCAGCAGAUCGUUCGCUGCCGUUCUCACGCCUUCUCCUCUCAAUGACAGUUCGCACUUCAUGACACGGCUCUGUACGGCUUACACAAUCCUCACGCAGGUGUGACCGCCGGGCGUUAACAUUCAACGAAAACGGCCCUGCACGUGGAACAUGGCUGUCCAGAUGAUGAUGUGCCGAAGAUGAAACGAAAAACGCGCCUUGCGUCAACGGGCACAAACAAACGCGAUGACGAUGGAUCAGAAGCCCUCAGCCCUCGUAUUCCAUUCCAUCAUCAUCAUCUCAUCGCCAGCGGGCCCCCGAUACGAGAGAUAAGAUGAUCAAGGCGCGCCGUCCCCCGGUACGAAAGGAAA
This is a messenger RNA of Neohortaea acidophila, 2425 nucleotides long. Its product is annotated as concanavalin A-like lectin/glucanase domain-containing protein. Gene Ontology annotation, biological process: glucan catabolic process. The transcript is spliced from 6 exons. The record is from RefSeq and is a predicted model, not a curated record. Gene Ontology annotation, molecular function: hydrolase activity, hydrolyzing O-glycosyl compounds. NCBI's taxonomy places the organism in Eukaryota, Fungi, Ascomycota, Dothideomycetes, Mycosphaerellales, Teratosphaeriaceae. The coding region runs from base 140 to 1966 and encodes 608 amino acids.